Molecule: messenger RNA, 1028 nt
Organism: Rhododendron vialii
Lineage: Eukaryota; Viridiplantae; Streptophyta; Magnoliopsida; Ericales; Ericaceae
Product: photosystem I reaction center subunit XI, chloroplastic
Exons: 2
Coding region: 220-882 (220 amino acids)
Biological process (GO): photosynthesis
Cellular component (GO): photosystem I; photosystem I reaction center; chloroplast thylakoid membrane
Source: RefSeq, a predicted model, not a curated record
CAGCUUAUGUGGAUAAGGGGAUAAGGUCCAAAACACCACUCAUCCAAUGGAAAAUGUGCAAGUUCAACCCAUCUGACUUGACAACCACAAGUUUUCCUGUGAGCAAAGAUGCUUCCUUUUCCUAGCCCUAAAAUCUUGCAUUCUCUAUCCACCCCCAAACUUCUUAUGUACCACAUUUUAUUCUAGUUCUUUGAGGAGUGUUUCUAAGAAAAGGGCAAAAUGGCAGCCACCGCUUCCACCAUGGCCAGUGCUCAGCAGCUCAGAACCAGCUUUGCUGCAUCCAUAACUAGGGGACAAGUAGUCCCCAGGGGCAUCUCUGGAUCGCCAUUGAAAGUUUUCCCCUCCAGGAGGAAGUCUUCCUUCACCAUCAAAGCAAUCCAGGCAGAUAAGCCCACCUACCAAGUUGUCCAGCCCAUCAAUGGUGACCCAUUCAUCGGAAGCCUCGAGACUCCGGUCACAUCGAGCCCGUUGAUUGCUUGGUAUCUCUCCAACCUCCCGGCCUACCGGACCGCCGUGAGCCCACUCCUCCGAGGGGUCGAGGUCGGCCUGGCCCACGGGUUCUUCCUCGUGGGCCCAUUCGUCAAAACCGGCCCACUGAGGAACACAGAAGUUGCAGGGGCAGCUGGGUCUCUAGCAGCUGCAGGCCUUGUUGUGAUCCUGAGCAUCUGCUUAACCAUAUAUGGGAUUGCUUCAUUCAAGGAAGGGGAGCCAUCGAUUGCACCUUCACUAACACUGACUGGGAGGAAGAAGGAGCCUGAUCAGCUGCAGACUGCUGAGGGGUGGGCCAAGUUCACUGGUGGGUUCUUCUUUGGUGGGAUUUCUGGUGUCAUUUGGGCCUAUUUCUUGCUCUAUGUCAUCAACCUUCCUUACUUUGUUAAGUAAUUAAACAAGUUUGGGUCUCUGUGUUUGUAGUGUUAAAUCCAUUUUGGGAUUGGAUUUCAAUGGGAAAAUGAAACUUGUAUAUUGUUGUGGGAGUAAUCACUUCAAGGAUGAUCAGUGAUGUAUGGAAUUUGUCAUUUGGGUGUGAA